Molecule: messenger RNA, 3479 nt
Organism: Papilio machaon (common yellow swallowtail)
Lineage: Eukaryota; Metazoa; Arthropoda; Insecta; Lepidoptera; Papilionidae
Gene: Prp40
Product: pre-mRNA-processing factor 40 homolog A
Exons: 18
Coding region: 238-2703 (821 amino acids)
Biological process (GO): mRNA cis splicing, via spliceosome
Cellular component (GO): U2-type prespliceosome; U1 snRNP
Molecular function (GO): protein binding; RNA binding
Source: RefSeq, a predicted model, not a curated record
UUAAAAUAUUCUAAGUCCUUACUCUUACUUCGAAGUAGGUGCAUACUCUUUGAGUAUCUCUUGAAAUAAAUACAAAAAAAUACACUUCUGUGCUUCUGCUCAUGUUAGUGUUAUUAAUCCAAAGAAUGUUUAAGAGAAAUCUCUUUAAAUAAUAUGGUUAAAAAUAGUUGUUGAGUCCGGCACCCCGUUUUUGCGAUAGAUAACACUAUACAUACAAGUGUUGCAGCGAAUGACAAAAUGGAACCGCCAACUGCAGGAACGAGUUCUCCUGGGCUUAUAAGUGCUGCACCUUUAUUACCACCUCCGAUGCUGAGUGGUAUACCUCCACCCAUACCUCCAGCAGUAGCAUUGCCACCAGUUCCUGGGAUGUCUACUAACAUGCCAGCUCUACAACCACCAAUGGGAUUUCCACCUAUUAUACCACCUUUUACUAUGCCUCCUCCUGGAUUUCCGCCAUUUAAAGCAGAUCUUGGAGCACCUGCUCCAGAUGUAACACCAUUGGCAAAUCAAAGUAGCCCAUGGUCUGAACACAAGGCUCCAGAUGGUCGAACAUAUUACUACAAUUCAGUUACAAAACAAAGCUUAUGGGAGAAGCCUGAUGACUUGAAGACUCCAGCGGAGAAAUUAUUAUCAUCAUGUGUAUGGAAAGAGUACACAACUGAUGCAGGAAGAGUUUAUUAUCACAAUAUAGAGACUAAAGAAUCCAGUUGGAUUAUUCCUACAGAACUGCAAGAGAUUAAAGACAAAAUAGCUGCAGAAGAAGCCGCACAAGCAGCUCUAAAUGCAGAUAUACCUCCCGGGGAAGUGCCUCUGCCAAUGUCCCCGGCAACUAUGCAGCCCAGUUCCGGCAGCUCUGCUCUAGAUGAGGCUAUGGCAAAAACGCUCGCUGCCAUUGAUCCUAAUUUGGCUAAUAGCAUACCCAUACCAGAAGAAAUUAAACCUGAAGAAAUAGUGGCCCCACCACAAGUAAAUGGCACAGAAAAUACAGAACCAACUCAAGAACUACCAUACAAAGAUAAAAAGGAAGCUAUAGAAGCAUUCAAAGAACUGUUACGAGAAAGGAACGUACCAUCAAAUGCAACAUGGGAGCAAUGUGUAAAGAUAAUUUCAAAGGAUCCCCGUUAUAUCACUUUCAAGAAGCUAAAUGAGAAAAAACAGGCUUUCAAUGCAUAUAAGACACAGAAACUUAAAGACGAGAGAGAAGAGCAAAGGUUGAAAACGAAAAAGAACAGGGAAAAUCUGGAAGAGUUCUUACUGUCUUGUGACCGUGUUACAUCAUUGACAAAGUAUUACAAGUGCGAAGAAAUGUUUGGAAAUUUAGAGAUAUGGCGAUGCGUUCCUGACUCUGACCGGAGAGAUAUUUACGCGGAUUGUAUCUACACGAUUGCUAAACGCGAAAAAGAAGAGGCUAAAGCGCUCAAGAAAAGGAAUAUGAAGAUGUUAGCACAAGUUUUAGAAAACAUGAAUGAAAUAACAUACUGCAGUACAUGGAGCGAAGCUCAAGUUUUGCUUUUAGAAAAUUCUGCUUUUAAAAAUGAUGUCAGUUUACUGGGCAUGGAUAAAGAGGAUGCUCUUAUAGUGUUUGAACAGCACAUUAGAAACUUAGAGGCUGAAUAUUUACAAGAAAAAGAACAGGUUAAAAAACGGAACAAACGACAACAGCGGAAGAAUAGAGAUAACUUUUUGGCGCUGCUGGACAAUCUUCAUGAAGAAGGCAAGCUGACGUCAAUGUCUUUGUGGGUAGAGCUCUAUCCAGUUAUAUCUGCUGAUAUUCGUUUCUCUGCAAUGCUGGGUCAAAGUGGAUCAACACCCUUAGAUUUAUUUAAGUUUUAUGUAGAAAACUUAAAGGCCCGUUUCCACGAUGAGAAGAAAGUUAUAAAAGAGAUAUUAAAAGAGAAGGCUUUCGAAGUGAAGCCCGACACCACCUUCGAGGAGUUCGCGACUAUCGUGUGUGAGGACAGCAAGUCUGCGUCACUGGACGCCGGCAAUGUCAAACUGACGUACAACUCACUGCUAGAGAAGGAAAUUUUACAGGCAGAGGCGCGUAAUAAGGAGAAAAUAAAGGAAGAAUCAAAAGCGCAGAAGAAAAUUGAGAGCGCGUUCAAAUGGGCGUUGAGCGAUGCCAACGUGGACCACCUGCUGCCCUGGAGCGAAGUCAAAGAGAAGCUGGAUCUCACCGCGCCCGAGUUCACGGCCGUGCCCGACGAGGAGGAUCGCAUUAGAAUAUACAAAGACUUUCAGCACGAGCAGGAGGACAGCUGCAUGCACUACCACCACCCCAAGUCGCGCAAGGCCAAGCGCUCCAAGAAGAAGAAACGUUCGCGCUCUGGUUCAUUGUCGGGAUCGGCAUCGGGGCGUUCACCGUCGCCGGCGGGUAGCGCGGGCACGUGGAGCUCGGACGAGCGCAAGCACAAGAAGCCCAAGAAGAAGCACCGCAAGCACUCUCCGCAACCGCAGAAAUCCCCUACUCCGGAGGAGGGCGGCAUAUCGGAGGAGGAAGUAUCACGGCACAAGAGCAAGAAGGCGAAGCGCAGCGCGCCCAGCAGCGGUGACGAGCACGAGGCCACGCACAAGCCCAAGAAGAAGAAGGACAAGAAGGAGAAGAAAGAGAAAGUGGGCGGGUCCGGCGUGUGGAGCGACGCGGAGCUGGAAUCGCGUCGUGCGGCGUUGCUGGCGCAGCUACACGAGCACGAGACCGACUGACGUUGCGUCACGCACAUACACAUCUUCAACGACUACCCGCCGCGGCCGCCGCACGCCGCACCCUCACAAACACCUGCCGCCGUUGCCCUCGCCGCGCCCGCCCACACCGCUCUCGCCCACACCGCUCUCGCCCACACCGCUCUCGCCCACACCGCUCUCGCCGACCAGCGACAAUAUGAAUCCGAGCCAGAAGCGGACCCAGAAACAUAGACGAUAUUAAAGUGAUGUGUUAUUGCUAUAGACAAUUUAUAACGUAGAUUAUGUUGCGUAUAUUAUUGACGAUAAAAGUGCACAUAUUUUAGAGUGCUUAACUCAAUCAUUUAAUUUCAAGGGAAUGUUGUAAAUAUGAAUUUCAGUUUACAAUGAUUUAGGUCCAGUAGCAAUUUACAAAUUUUCUAUGAAGUUAGAUUUCUAUGAUACUUUUAAAAAGUAUAUUUAAGGUAAGUUUAUAUUUAAAAGUUAGUUUCUCAUAGAUUGUAGCAGAAAUGGGAGGCAAAUUUGAUUUUGCCUUUUGUAAAUAUAUAAACUUUAGGAUAAUAGUACUGGUUUAGUAUAUGACAGUCAUCAUGAGUGUAGAUGGCAUUGAGAGUCAAAAUGGCCUAAUAAAAGUAAUGGUUGAUAAUGUUUUAAAAAUUACAAUUGAAGAAGAUGCAUUUUAUAUACUGUAUUCAAAUCCAGACCAUUAACCAUAGAACUAUAAAUUACAAUUUACGAUAAAACUCGUAAAUUCCAAAAUAUUUCUGUAAAACAUAUUUUCUCAUAUAACUUUGUAGUUU